CAGGCAGACCUCAGUCAGCAUGGGAGCCCUUCUGAGUCUCUGCUGUGUCUUGUGUCUGAUCCCAGAGCAGGAUUGAAUUACAGCAGUGGGCUGCCCUCUGAUCCACCCUCUUCUGCGAAGGGGAAGGAGAGGCUGGCCCUGGUUUCCUUUGCAAGGCUAGACAGCUUCUCCAGCUGCCAGCAUUUUUGCUCUGACAUCUGGAAGAGACUGAGGAGAGGAAGCAAGGACCAGCCCAUCGCUGAGCUGCAGGACCAGGCCAGCCUCUUGCCCCUGGAUGGCCAGAGCUUGGGCAUAGAGCGAGGCUUUGGGGUGACCCAGACACAAGGGAAUAGCAUACCAGCCCUGCUACACAGAGACACCCCAGCGAGGGAGCACCCCAGCAUGUCAGCCAGGGGCCAACUGGUUCAGCUCUCAACUCUGAGGAGCAGCCAGGCAUAUUGGACCAGUCCAUACAGGCAUUGACAGUCAAUCGAGAGGGUCAGUCCUCUCCAGAGGAGUCUCCCCAGAGCCACGGGGCUUCAUGCAGGGCCUGCUGGCUCCCAGCUCUCUGCCGACUGCCUCUGACAUCAAAGCCAACUCAACCACAGCCUUCUGGUCUGAAUUAAGCCCGGCUGCUUGCCGAAGCUGCAUUCUUUGAGCUUUGCUCCUGCUUCCCCCUCCAGCCCUGACAGUGCAUUCCACCACCCGCUCCACCUCCUGCGUGGGCCGGAAGCAUCUGCAUCCCACACGGAGCCUGACAGCAGCACCAAACUGCUGCUCUGUGCCUUCCCGCUGGCUGCCCAGGACCCCCAAGCUCUCUCCGCACCCUGCGACCACCCAAGGACUUGAGCCAUCACAGGGGGUAGUCUGUCUGUCUCUUGGAGCUGGAGAGCAGCCCCCUGGACCAGAGCACCUCCACUGCUCCUGUCAGGGCCUUACGGGACCCCCUGUGAGAGGGGUGUGAGGUGGAAAUGGGGCUGGUUAGAGCCUGCUGCUUGGCAUUGCCCUGUCUGCUCCUGGCACUGCUGUGGCCCAAUCCAGCCCAGCUCCAGACAGUUCUGACGGAUGAUGAGAUUGAGGAAUUCCUGCAAGGCUUCCUGAAGGAGCUCUCCCCUGAAGGCGAGGAGAAGACGGAUGUCCAGCCCCCCGAGGCUGGGGGGAGGCUGAGACCUGAAGGAAAGGACAAGGACAAGGACAAGGACAAGGCCAGCAGAGCCCCCACAAAGGUGGAAGGAGGGACCCCUGGGAAGGUAAGAGAAAAGCCAAAGAAAGGGAAGAAAGAGAAGGGACCCAAACCCACCAAGAAACCCAAGGAGAAGGCACCCAAGGGCUCCAAGAAAGACAAAGAGAAAGUGCCCAAACCCACCAAGAAACCCAAGGAGAAACUUCCUAAGGGCUCCAAGAAGCCCAAAGAGAAAGCUCUCAAGCCCACCAAAAAACCUAAGGAGAAGCCUCCCAAAGCCACCAAAAAGCCAUCAGGAAAGAAAAAGCUUGAGGCAACACCCUCUGUCCAACCUGAGAAGGAAGAGAAGGACAGGUACUAUCAGCCUGAGCAUCCCCUGUUCCCUCCCCCUGCCAGAAAGGAAGAUGACUAUGGGGUGGCCGAGCCCUCCAGGCUCCCCUCACCGUAUGAUGAUGAGGAGGAGAGAUCCCGGGUGUAUGGGGAACGGGACAGAGGUAAGCCCCACUGGCUGCCCAGCCGGGUCACCCAUCACUGCACACACAUAGCUUGUACCCACCCUGCCUUGACCCACAGCCUGCCCCCUCCCCAGCACCCCAGGGGGACACGAGACUCCCGCUGUGCAGGACAGUCUUGCCCUGAGAAGGUCCAGUCAGCAGCUAUCUCCCUGCUGGCCCUCAGACACAGGGUGAGGAGAGGGGCACUGCUCAGACUACCUUGGGCAUGACGGAGCAAAGCCAACACCUGAACUAGCACCUAGGAACUUGCCAGCUCUGCACAAGGGGCUCUUUCCUAUAUGCUCCAGAUUCCUUUCUUUCAGUUCAGGAGGCCAUGGAUAGCUACAGAGACAUGAAUGCCAAUAUGUAUACAGACACGGUUCU
Gavialis gangeticus (Gharial) is the source of this 2040-nucleotide messenger RNA. Its product is annotated as adipocyte enhancer-binding protein 1-like. The record is from RefSeq and is a predicted model, not a curated record. The transcript is spliced from 3 exons. Bases 951 to 1886 code for a protein of 311 amino acids. Lineage: Eukaryota; Metazoa; Chordata; Crocodylia; Gavialidae.